Molecule: messenger RNA, 1104 nt
Organism: Anolis carolinensis (green anole)
Lineage: Eukaryota; Metazoa; Chordata; Lepidosauria; Squamata; Anolidae
Gene: lrrc72
Product: leucine rich repeat containing 72
Exons: 9
Coding region: 188-1015 (275 amino acids)
Molecular function (GO): protein binding
Source: RefSeq, a predicted model, not a curated record
UCCCAACUGUCAGUGACAUGUGCUUCCUGAUUCCAUCAGGAAGAGUGGCCUCCCUCUUGACAGAUAGCUCCUUCAGCUUAGCUGCCAAACCACAAAGCUAGAUAUCAUUUUGUUACACCUCCCAUUUUUUGAUUGGAAUCUCUGCAAUAGCAGGGUUUAACUAUGAUGAUAGAUCAAGGGCACCAACAUGGCAGCUACAUUUUGUGAAGACGAGAGCCUCAGGAGUAGAAGGAUUUUAAAAGAACAGUUUAAACUGUGUGGCUUUAAGAUAGAGAAAGAAGUCACAGAUUUGUACCUUGGUGAAAAAGGACUAAAAGAAGUUCCCGAUUUAUCCCAGUUCAAGAUACUAACAUAUUUAUGGGUAAACGAUAAUAAGAUUCAGAAUCUGGCUUUCUUGAAGCACAACUUUUGCAUGGCAGAACUAUACCUUAACAAUAAUGAGAUCAGAACUAUAGAAGGUGCUCUGAAACACAUGCGUUCCUUGAAGAUCCUGUUUCUACACAACAACCAGCUGAGAAACCUAGAGACAUCUGUGAAAGAGCUGCAUAGAAUGAGAGGUUUACAGACCUUGAACCUGUUUAAUAACCCUCUGUCACUAGAUCCUAGAUACCGUCUGUAUGUAAUAUAUCAUAUUCCCUCAGUAACACUACUUGACAGAAAAGAAGUAACUGGAAAAGAAAGAGAAUCUGCUCUGCAUAUUUACAACCACAAGAAGACGCUUGUUCUCCAGUCUAUAGGAUUUGGGAAGAGAGUUGAUGUCCCGCUGUUGCCUAAACCAAGAUUUAGAUUCCCACCUAUCAAAGUGUUGCAUGUGCCUCCAGGUUGCGAAUUUGGAAAUCACCUGGUUAAAAUUCCAUUUGAAAAUCCAGAAGAUGCUGUCCGUCUGAGGGCCAUGAAACGCUCUCUGGUGGAGUUCUCAACUGUGGACUGGGGGAAAAUGCCUACCUAUGAAGAAAGGCGUCUUGGCAGCCAUCCAGAAAAAAGACUUGAGAAACUGACAAUCAGAUUCAGAUAAGAGCAUCUUUGCUUUGAAAGCAGUGCCCUUUAAGAACCCAUCUUACUUUUACUCCUAUUAAAUGUUCUCAUGACUCCCAGUUAAUGACA